AUGGCCGAAGUAACCACCCUCGAUGCGCUGCAGCUUUUCCACCGCGACCUAGCUGCCGUUCGCAAUGGACGUCCCGAAGGCGUCGAGUCCUUGGACAACCCCGAGAUCCAAGCCUUAUUCGAAAGGGAGCUCGAGAAAACUUGGCAAAGGCCUCAGAGAGAUGAGAAGAGUCGGCAGGCAGUCAAGUCCGGCAAGAUUGUCAUCGACGAAGAAGAAUACGCCCUCAACGAGGAGUUCCAGCAGAUCGUGCUCAACCUUGCCGAUGAGGCCGAGAUCAACGAAAUCGAAGCGACGCGAUGUCUCCUCGACGCAAAAGACGACCCCGCCAGCCUAGGCCGCUCGUUGCUCGAGUGCGGGCUGAUUCGAGUUCAUCAACAACGCAAAUACACCCUCGAUAUUGUACGGCUGAUGAUGGAGAUUGACGCAUUGGACGAGGAAGACGUUGAACCUGAGAUUCUUAACGUGGUGCAGAUGUGUUUGUCGGCGACUGUUUUCCAGAACCUACCGGGCGAAACUGCGUCCUCACAAAAAAGACUGCUACCGAGGUGUAUGUCGGCGAUGCAAGACGUCAGGGCAUGGCUUCAGAAGAUCGCCGACAAGAUGACGGCGGCGGCCGUACUGAUUAACGGCAGAGGCGGCCAGGUCCCGGAGGAGAUGGAGACGAUCGAGUUCUCUCGUGUCAGCCUAUAUCAGCAACACGAGAUUCUUGCCGUCAUCCUCUGCCGCACAAUUGAGAAGCGAGAGGCCGAGGUUGGAGACUUUAAGGCUUUUUUGCAGCAUCUGAGAAAUGCCGACAAAUACGACGUUCUGCUUGCCCAUCUUUUCCCCGCGUUGGGUGCAUACAUUACGCUUUAUGGCUCGACUGAAGGUACAUCGAACCUGAGCAUGGCCAGAGAGCUCAAUCCGAUCAUCUGUCCGCAGAACGAUGAGAGCGCCUGGCGCUUGGUCUACCUACAGGCAGCGGUCAAGGCUUGGUGGCUAGCCGAGUAUAGCGGAUGGUAUCUGGACGACUCGCUUCUCGGCGGCUUGGAAGGUGUGGAUUUGGAUCAAGAGGAUCGACAGAGGUCCAAGCAAUUUCUGGAGGCGUUGAAAGAUGGUGCUUUCGACUUCAUCCUCUCCAUUGCUGCAGAUGUCAAGACUCCUGAAUGGGUCGACCCUUCGAGGAUUACCAUGCGCAACUGGCUUCAACGAAAAGCCCCCCCGCUAAUCUCGGACUCAAUUGCCUUUGCCGAAUACUUUCAAGCGUUACUAAUGAACCAACUGGAGGUUUUCGUUGACGCUUUCAUUUCCAACCUUCCCGACGUUCUCAGGAAGCUUCGCGUUGAAGAAGACGAGCAACGUCAACUCAGCCAGACACACGAACAAGACUUAGACCUGGAGCGCUUCCUAGUCGUCAUAGCCUACGCAUAUGAAGGCCGUCCAGAUGCUGCGAUGAACUUCUGGUCGGACCCCGACAGCAAUCUGGCGGGCUUCAUGCAUUGGGCGUCACGAAGAGCCUCAACGCCACUCGUCAGCUCGUUCUGCGAGAUGUUGCAGGCCAUUUCUGGGAACGAUGAGUGCGCGACGGCUGCUCACGACUUUUUGCUGGAUGAAGGACACCAUGCUUCGGGUAAGAUGAGGCGGUCGCAGUCCCUUACCUGGCAUCAAAUCUUCAGGGAGCUUGUCUUCUUCUCAAACAAGAUUAGGGAAAAGGCUACGACCCCGCAGAUCUCAUCGACGUAUCGACCCGGCCGUCCCAGCAGCGACCAGGCCGAAGCCGAGCCGGAGUCCACGAUGAUGCUUCAAUCAUACCUGCGGCUCAUCACCAAGCUUGCUUCAGAGAGCGAGACCGCUAGACAAUUCCUUCUCAAGGAGCCCAGCUUCAACCUGGUCGAGAUGCUCUUCCAGCUUGCCAGCAGUCCUGUUCCGGCAGACCUGCGAGCAGGCACCUUUAUGGCAUUACGUGCAUUGAUCUCCCGGAAAUCACAAGAGGAGGCCAACAUCAUGUGGCAGUGUUUGGAGGCUUGGAUGAACGGCGCUUACAUUGUAACACCAAGUCAGCACCGUUCGCCUCAAAGCUCUCCAGUUGUGUCUAUGGACACAGUCAGCGACGAUAUAUGCCACGGUUUUGACGAGCCUCAUGCCUUUAUCCAGCUUUUGAUCGCGCUCAUCACGCCACCUGAGGACAGCAGCUCUCUCAACGACUCGCUGCCCUUCCCCGAGAACCUUGGCUCAGCUAACCGCAUGCCUGGUAUCGAAAUCUACGUUGACACUGUUUUGGGCAAGGUGUUUGCAAAUAAAGCCAACGAAGUCAACGACAUCAACCAGCUGAGAAUGCUGCGCUUGAGCUGUCUCGAGUUUGCGGCUACCUGUCUCUCGACGUUUAACGAAAAUCUGAUUGUCAUCGCAAACGAGACCAACAUUCCCAUUGACUCGGCAAUGGCAGCGACGGACUUGGCAACCUAUGUCAAGCUGCAUCCUUUCGCCCGAGUCAUGGAAUGGAUGUUCAACGACAAGGUCAUUGCGGCCCUCGCCCAGACCAUCCAUCAGGACGCGGUGGAUGUCGGCAACGCACCGCCCGAUUCGCCAGUCAUCCUGGGUAUCCUCAGAGCUGUCGAGGUCAUCUCGAAGGUCCUGGAUCUCCAGGCGACCUUCCUCGAUCUUGUCCGUCCUCUGAUCAAAAUGCAAUCUAACCACCGGCGCCCCCCUGUUGCCAACGCCGCGUACGCUUCUUUCGAAGACGGCCUGGUUGGCCAUCUAGGUCUUGUGGUUGACUUGGGAAACUACUGUGGUCUCGGCCACCCUGAAGUAACUCUCUCCUGUCUGAGGUUAUUGCAAAAGAUGACGACGUCGUUCAAGAUCACAUCAGCAUGGUCAUCUACACCUGGUCGCAAGAGCCACCGCAACAAGGCUAUUGUCGCGCUCGAGGCAAAUGGAGAACAUGAGACCAUAGCCCGGUCGCUGGCCGCAGAACUAAUGACGCCUCUUGAUUGGGGACGAGAAGCCGAGUCGCCCGGCUAUCUUACCAAAACGUACAUUCUCGACUUUCUCUCCAGCUGCCUGGCGGCAAGCCCAAACAAGCCUACGAUUGCUCAUCUUCUGUUGGGCUUCCACUGUGGCGUUGACUCGCUAUCUAUAGAACCCAACGGAACUUUUGCCGCCAGGACAUCAAUCUUCCACAACAUGUUGAGGUUGCUUUUGGACACACCAUUUGGCGAUGCCCAAGGCAUGCGGCAUUGGCUUGUGUCUUUGAAGAGCAAGUGUAUGUACAUCCUAAGGGUCUUGUGGACAUCACCUUUGUCAGCCCCGUUUGUCAUCGAUGAACUCCGAGACAACGACGUCCUAUUUCACUUCCUGCUGCGUGAGGUGGUUAUCCAGCCCCAGUUGCCGUGGGAAAACCAAGACAUCAACGCUCCCGAUUUUCCACUCACCGAAGGCGCUCCAACGUUUAUCGAGUUUCUUGCUCUGCGCAGUAUGAGCUUGGAGUACAUCGCGAUGGAGCUCUGCAGCAUAUCGCAGAGUCGGAUGCCGUCCCUCAAACGACGGAUAUUCGAAGCCCUCAACGGCCAGAUCGUGGGCGAGAACAACGAGCCUAUGCCUAUCCCGACCGUGUUCGACUUGUACGACUUUUCACUGCCCGAGGGCAUUUGGGACGAGUCACUCCCUGCCCUUCAGUUUUACAAGGACCUUGAUCUCAGUAGUUGUCUCGAGGAGGACGACCACGGAAACGCCAUCUAUAACAUCGACCGAGCGAGGGAGAUUCUGCUACUGAAACGGAGUGAAAGAAGACAUGACGGCGUCCUCCUCACGGCGCAAGACUUUGCCACUGUGGAACGGGAAGAGACGAUGAUAAUCAACUACCUAAUCUUCACUAAUCGACAAAGGCGGAUAGCAUCACAAGGUCUCGGUGUCCUAAAGACAUGGACAAGUCUCCUCCUCGUCAUGGUCGCAUCGAACGAGUUCAAGGGCACGACUGAGGCUUCGUUCUACUUGCAAGCGCUGCAAGCCAUCCUGCCCGGCCUCGAGGCGUCGGCGUUUGAGCGGCCAGAGGAAGCUAUGGAGCUUGCCAAGUUGGCCAGGGUUCUUCUCUUCAAGCUCGACUUGAGCUCGAGGCCUUCGCUGGAUCGGGAGAGCCAGGCCAUCGGCAGCCUCGUGAGCGACAAGCUUUACCAGUUGUUCCAGGUCUGCCUGCAAGCCAUCGGCAAGUGGACUGGCUCGUCAGACCUCCGAGCAAUCUACUACAGCAUCUGCUACCGUUACCUGACGGGCAUGGUAGACCAAGGACUGCUCGUCGCCGGGCGGCAGAAGACGCUCAAGACGAUCCAGGUAUAUGGCGAGAGGCUCAUCAACGUCAUUUGCGACGACGCCUACAGCAGCGACGCCGCAUGCCAGACUGCCGCCUUCGUCCUCCUCAACGUGCUGGUCAAUCUGGGACGACAAGAAGACGACCCGCACAUUGUCGAAACGCUCAACCGGCUCAACUUCAUUGGCAUACUGGUCGACUCCCUACGGACCAUCCUGCAUGACUGGGCCGAGGUUGUCCACACGGGCAACACAGCGCAGGAGACCUACGUGGCGGCCAAGUUUGCACUGCUUCUGCAGCUCGCGCAGACCAAGCCUGGCGCCAAGUACAUCCUGCACGCGAACCUCUUCCGGUCCAUCGAGGCCUCUGGCCUCUUCGCGGCGGACCCGGAAUUGCAGAUCGACCCCACAAACCCUAAGGCCCUGGAGAAGCACUAUGAACUGCUCGCCAAGGUCACGCAGGUCGUCAGCGCGGCCAUCGUCAGCCGCGGCUCCAGCAACGUGCUCCAGGGGCGCAGGUUCCUCACGGAGCACCGCAUGCUGGUGACGCAUACCCUCAAGCGCAGCGCGGGCAUCGGCACGGUCGAAGGAGAGGGUGUCUUGGAGGAGCGCAUCGAGGAGUUGGCCGAGGGCUUCAUGGUCCUGAUCGCCGCGACUGGUUUCCUCGAGUUUGAGAACGAGGUGAUGCCGGAGCCCAAGAAGCAGGGUCCUGUUUUGUUCACUUGA
Molecule: messenger RNA, 5007 nt
Organism: Colletotrichum spaethianum
Lineage: Eukaryota; Fungi; Ascomycota; Sordariomycetes; Glomerellales; Glomerellaceae
Product: nucleoporin NUP192
Exons: 5
Coding region: 1-5007 (1668 amino acids)
Biological process (GO): nuclear pore organization
Cellular component (GO): nuclear pore; nuclear pore inner ring
Molecular function (GO): structural constituent of nuclear pore
Source: RefSeq, a predicted model, not a curated record